This is a messenger RNA of Styela clava, 1757 nucleotides long. RefSeq lists its product as uncharacterized. Lineage: Eukaryota; Metazoa; Chordata; Ascidiacea; Stolidobranchia; Styelidae. The record is from RefSeq and is a predicted model, not a curated record.
CUUUUUAGGUUUGGAUAAGGGAUUGGUUGUUUAUGGUGAAUAGUGAUAUAGAUAUUGGUUAGGUUAUUUUCUAAUGUAUUUUUGCUGAAAUAAACUUGGAGGCGGAGAAAAAAAGGAAACAACAUGUCGAGUGAAGAGAAUGUCAUUCUUUUAUCAUGUCCGUUGACGAGUCCACGACCACAAAGAGAGCCACGACAGAACAGACGAGGGACAAUAAUUGCGAAAAACCUCAAACGGAAAUAUGAAGAGAUGUCAAAAAAUAAGGAAAGUAAACUUGUUGAACAUGGUCUAUCGGAAUUUCCUAAGAAAAAAGCAUCUUUAAACUCUGUCAUGUCAGAAAUGGACAAAUUAGAAGCGAGGUCAAAGGCUGCGAAGAAAAAAUGUAAAAAUAAUGUAAAGGACUGUAAAAUUGUAAAUAAAGACACAUCAUUAGAAGUUAAUAAACAUGCUAUUUCUCCUGUAAAAAGAAGUUCAGAAGAGGUUAAAUUUUCAGAACAAAAAAUUGAAAAAAUGGAAGUUAAUGGACAUGACAAUCAAAAUAACGAACAUGAGAAAGACAACACAAUUCCAGUAAAAAAAAUGAAAACAUGCUCUUUGAAUUCUUCAAAAUCCACAUCUACUGUAAAGGACACUAUUUUGAAAACACACCAAACAGAUAAAAAUGUUAUCAAAAAUAAUUCUAUUCAAUUAGAUCCGUGCGCUAAACGAAAAAUUAAGCUUAAUCGCAGUAAUUUCUCUAAAGCAGCCACCAGAUAGUACUGGGUUAUAUGAUUCACACCAAAAUUUGUUCAACAUUCUUGGGUGAAAGUACCGGUACACAGUUAUUUAGCAAUAUUAUAGUUAUGUUGAAAUCAGUUUUUUGAGUAUUCAAUUUUUUUUCAUCCUAAUUGAACUACAUUUAAUAAUAGAGCAUUAGUGGCAGCAAUAAUUUAAAAAAACCUUAUUUUGUUUAAUUAAGCCCCGUAUUUUUAACUGCCAAUUUUUAUGAUUUAUCUACAAUAGUGGAAUACCAGUACUAUUUAUUGUUAAACUUUAUCUCUUUUUAAUCAUGAAGAGUGUCUGUUAUUCUAUCAAUAAAAUCAUUAAAAAUUAUGCUCCACUAUAACUUCUGGUUUGAAAAGUAAUUUUUAAAAUUUUUCUCGUGUUGAACUGGAUAAAUCUUUGGUAAAAUUAUUGAAUUUACUUUUAUUGAUCAAUGUCUUGUAUGAAGGUUAAUUCAUUAAGCCAAGUGUAUUUUACAAUUUUACAUCACAUUAUAGUUAGCUCUGAAUUUGACAACUUCGUAAACUUUCAACUUAGCCAAAGACUUCAAAUAAAUAAAUUAAAUACCAGUACCUAAAAUCAGUUUGAAUUUUUUUGAUGUUUGCACCAAAUUGUGUUGAAUUUCAGAUUUAAAGAUUUAAAUUAUUGCUUCUACAGGCCAGAUCAAAUGACUUGCUAGCUGUAUUUCCCAUACUCUGUUUACACUACUGAUCUACAUUCAAUGUUUCCAAUUUUCGCACAUGAAUAUUUUCUCAGUCGCUAUGAAAUUCAAUACCCUAUUUUGAUACUUCAAAUUUCUCUGGUUUUGAAGAAUUACUUUAGUAAUAACACUGUCCUUCGAAAUGCUGUGAUGUUCUUUUAAUGCUGCAUGAUAUGACAAUAUCUGUUUCCUAGAACUGCCAUUAUUCUGAUUCGAUACGCUAAUCGAGCACUGCUAUGACUUUCAUUUCGUUCACUCACUCAAGCAUUUGUUUUUAUAUUUUUAUUGACAAAAG